AUGAAAGGUGGGACCAUUGCGCAGCGCCGGGAUGCCAUGAUGAGAGCGCAUAUUCUAUCAAAGGUAAGGCAGCGGACAGAUGCAGAAAUCAACAGCACAUUUUAUACACCAGAAGAAAUUGCUUCCCACGCAAGCAUGGACGACGCGUGGAUGUCCUACAGAGGGAAGGUAUAUGACAUUACACACUACGUUCGUUAUCACCCAGGAGGGCUACAAUGUAUGCAGGAAUACAUGGGAAAGGACAUGACCCACGCGGCAGACUCCGUCCACAAAUGGGUAAAUGUGGCAACAAUGCUACGUCCCUUGGCGAUCGGAACAGUAAAAACACACGUUGACAAUUCUAAUGCCUUUUCUUGCCUACCAACAAUUGCUGAAGUAGCAGAAGAAGAAAAUAAUAAGGAUGCUUCUUAG
Giardia duodenalis is the source of this 411-nucleotide messenger RNA. RefSeq names its product Ferrihemoglobin reductase. Gene Ontology annotation, molecular function: heme binding. The record is from RefSeq and is a predicted model, not a curated record. Lineage: Eukaryota; Fornicata; Diplomonadida; Hexamitidae. The transcript has a single exon. The coding region runs from base 1 to 411 and encodes 136 amino acids.